This is a messenger RNA of Carlito syrichta (Philippine tarsier), 7824 nucleotides long. It is a transcript of the gene EPG5, whose product is annotated as ectopic P-granules autophagy protein 5 homolog. The transcript has 44 exons. Gene Ontology annotation, biological process: autophagosome maturation. Lineage: Eukaryota; Metazoa; Chordata; Mammalia; Primates; Tarsiidae. The record is from RefSeq and is a predicted model, not a curated record. Gene Ontology annotation, cellular component: cytoplasm. Bases 88 to 7824 code for a protein of 2578 amino acids.
GCUCACGUGACAGCCCGGAACCCGGCAGGUUGCGUGAAGCUCAGGGUUUUGACCAAAACAAACGGCGACGGUGCCGUGGUGGGGUCUAUGGCCGAGGCGGUGAAGCCCCAGCGCCGGGCCAAGGCCAAGGCCGGCCGGACGAAAGCCAAGGAAAAGAAGAAAUCUGAAACCCUUCAGAGGGAAGACUCCGAUGAAGUCUCCCUUCCGAAAACCUCCAGAGAGCAAGAAAUCCCUUCUCCAGCCCGAAAGCUCAGAGAAGACUAUUCAAAGGUGUCAGCUGGCUCCCUGCCCCAGGGUGAUGCCGGUGGACAGAAUGAAAGUGAAAUGUUCAAUGUCCCACUCACCUCCUUAACGCUGAGCAACGAGGAGUCCCUGGCACACACUGCUGAUCCUCUGGAGGAAGCAGGGGUGAUUGGAGCCUGCGUGGGGGCCAGUGCAGUCAACCCAAAAGCUGACCCUGGAGAUGAUGUAGGGACUAUGGUGGAGACCUCCGAGAAGUGUACUGAGGUAGAAGAAGACAUGUUGGUACAGUGUGGACUUCCCGAAAGUGCACUUCACACUAAUGUUUCUUGUGCUCAGCAGGAAAUGGUAAAUUUACAGGUCAGAGAAACUCAGAAUAGCAGAGAAGACAAACAGGCCGUGGGCUGCAUUUCAGAGGUACUGCAGAGUGCUGGCAUGCAGAACUCUGGUGAAGCCACACCUGUGUCCCAGCCACCCAGAGUGAAGAAGCUGUAUCCACCACUGCCAGCUGAGGUGGCCGGAGCAGUGCCAGUGGUGGUGGCUGGGAAGCCCUGGCUCCGGAGGGGGCUCUACCCAGAGCUCCCCUUGCAGCCGGAGCUGGUACCGUUCACCAAAGAACAGCUGAGAAUCCUGGAGCCUGGCUCUUGGCUAGAAAACGUUGAGUCGUAUCUGGAGGAGUUUGACAGCAUGGCUCAUCAGGACCGGCACGAGUUCUACGAGCUGCUUUUGAACUACUCACGCUGUAGGAAGCAGCUGCUCCUGGCAGAAGCGGAGCUGCUCACACUGGCAUCUGACUGCCAGAAUGCCAAAAGCCGGCUGUGGCAGUUCAAGGAGGAACAAAUGUCUGUGCAGGGAAUCUGUGCAGAUCAAGUGAAAGUUUCUGGCUAUCAUCGCUACCAGAGAGUAGAGAUGAGCGAGAGCGCCCUGGGGGAACUGAGGAAGCUGUUUGAUGCCAAGUCCGAGCAUCUGCACCAGACGCUGGCCCUUCACUCUUACACCUCCGUGCUGUCUAGGCUGCAAGUGGAGUCAUACAUCUACGCGUUGCUCAGUAGCUCGGCCGUCUUGAGGUCAUUGACGAUCCAUCAGCAGGGCCAAGCUUUUAAAGCAACAGACAGCAUUCCUUCCGAUCUGUGUCAACUAAAGGAAUGCAUUAGUGUACUCUUCAUGUUCACCAGGAGAGUCAAUGAAGACACGCAGUUCCAUGAUGAUGUUCUUCUCUGGCUGCAGAAACUGGUGGCAGUGCUACAAAGAGUUGGCUGUCCUGGAGAUCACCUCUUCCUUCUAAACCACAUUCUCCGAUGCCCUGCUGGUGUUAGUAAAUGGGCCAUUCCUUUCAUCCAGAUCAAAGUGUUUAAUAACCCGUCAGGGGUCUUCCAUUUCAUGCAGUCCCUUGCCUUGCUGAUGUCUCCUGUCAAAAACCGAGCCGAGUUCAUGUGCCACAUGAAACCCAGUGAGCGGAAGUCAUCCUCCUCGGGGCCUGGCUCGGGGACCUGGACGCUGGUGGACGAGGGAGGAGAAGAGGAUGAAGACCCUGAGACUAGUUGGAUUCUCCUCAAUGAAGAUGACCUGGUCAUCCUGUUAUCACAGUUUCCGUUUCAUGAACUUUUUCAGCAUCUGCUUGGGGUCCAGGCACAAGGUGAUUAUUUACCUGAAACAACCAGACCUCAAGAGAUGAUGAAGAUUUUUGCCUUUGCCAACUCACUCGUGGAGCUCCUAGCUGUGGGGCUGGAAACCUUCAACAGGGCACGCUACAGGCAGUUCGUGAAGCGUAUUGGCUACAUGAUCAGGUUGACGCUUGGUUAUGUGAGUGAUCACUGGGCACAGUACCUGAGCCACAACCAAGGCGCAGAGGCUGCCCUGCUGCCCUACUCUGUGGAGAAGCUGCAGGUUGAAUUUGAUGAGCUGUUUUUGAGAGCCGUCCUGCACGUGCUGAAGGCCAAGAGACUUGGCAUUUGGCUGUUCAUGUCUGAGAUGCCGUUCGGGAUGCUGUCAGUUCAGAUGCUCUGGAAACUCUUCUACCUCAUGCAUCAGGUGGAGUGUGGAAGCCUGCAACCUCCCGGUGCUGCCCUGCAGCCGGCCCAGUGCAAGCAGCGGCUCCAAGACCCAGAACACUUUGCAAAUGUCGAGAAGUGUCUGUCUUCCAUGAACAGCUCAGAGGAGAUCUGCCUUCUGACAACCUUUGCGCAGAUGGCUCAGGCCAGAAGAGCUGAUGUGGAUGACGACUUCAUAAAGAUUAUUAUUCUGGAGAUAUAUGAGGUAUCUUAUGUCACCCUGUCCACCAGAGAGACUUUCUCAAAAGUUGGUCGAGAACUUCUAGGGGCCAUCACAGCUGUUCACCCUGAGAUGAUUUCUGUCCUUUUGGAUAGAGUUCAAGAGACCAUUGACCAGGUUGGGAUGGUUUCUCUGUACUUGUUUAAAGAACUGCCUUUGUAUCUUUGGCGACCUUCUGCCUCUGAGAUAGCUGUGAUUCGGGACUGGUUGUUGAAUUACAACCUGACAAUGGUGAAGAAUAAACUGGCCUGUGUUAUUCUGGAAGGACUGAAUUGGGGAUUUGCGGAACAGAGUACUCUUCAUCUGAAUCAGGCAGUCCAUGCUGAAGUGGCUCUGAUGGUACUCGAAGCUUACCAGAAGUACCUUGCACAGAAGCCAUACACUGGGCUUCUUUCUGAAAGUAUGAAGCAGGUUUCCUACUUGGCCAGUAUUGUUCGCUACGGAGAGACACCUGAGACCUCUUUUAACCAAUGGGCCUGGAACUUGAUCUUGAGGUUAAAACUGCACAAAAAUGAUCAUGGAAUUCAGCAGAAUUGUCCAACUGUCGCCUUCUCCAGCACUGUGCCCGACAUGACAGAGUCACCCACGUUUCAUCCUCUGCUAAAGGCUGUGAAAGCAGGCAUGCCCAUCGGCUGUUACCUGGCCCUGUCCAUGACGGCUGUGGGCCACAGCAUUGUGAAGUUCUGUGCGGAAGGCAUCUUGCUGGUGGGAACUCUGAUCCAGUCGCGGCAUCUGCGGACAGUGGUGCAUGUCCUGGACAAAGUCCUGCCCUUGUUCUACCCUUGCCAGUGCUACCUGCUGAAGAACGAGCAGUUUUUGUCACACCUCCUUCUGUUCCUACACUUGGACAGUGGUAUCCCUCAGGGUGUCACACAGCAGGUUACUCAAAAGGUGGCACAGCAUCUGACAGGAACCAGCCACGGGGAUAACGUGAAGCUUCUCAACAGCAUGAUCCAGGCACACAUAUCUGUGAGCAUGCAGCCCCAUGGAGUGGGUCCCGUUGCCGUGCUGGAGUUCUGGGUACAGGCCCUCAUAAGCCAGCAUCUGUGGUACCGCGAGCAGCCCAUCCUCUUCCUCAUGGACCACCUGUGCAAAGCAGCUUUUCAGCUGAUGCAGGAAGACUGUGUACAGAAGCUGCUCUACCAGCAACACAAGAAUGCCCUGGGUUACCACUGUGACAAGAGUCUACUGUCCUCCUUGGUGAGCUGGAUUGUGGCCGGCAAUGUCACUCCAUCCUUCGUAGAGGGCUUGGCCAUGCCCAUGCAGGUCUGGUUUGCAUGGACAGUACUGAAUAUGGAAUCCAUCUUUGAAGAGGACUCCCAACUCCGAAGAGUCGUCGAAGGGGAGUUGAUUAUAAACCCUGCCUUCACCCCUGACCAGGCUCUAAAGAAAGCCCAGGCCCAGCUGAAGUUGCCCAUCGUGCCAUCCCUCCAGAGGCUGCUGAUUUAUCGCUGGGCCCACCAGGCUUUGGUCACGCCCUCUGACCACCCACUUCUGCCACUCAUCUGGCAGAAGUUCUUCCUUCUGUAUCUCCACCGCCCUGGACCACAAUAUGGGUUACCCAUAGAUGGUUGUAUUGGAAGAAGGUUUUUUCAAAGUCCUGCUCACAUCAAUUUGUUGAAAGAAAUGAAGAGGCGUUUGACGGAGGUGGCCGACUUCCACCACACUGCCAGCAAGGCCCUUCGUGUUCCAGCAGAGGGCAGUGAAGGGCUGUUGGAGAGCCAGGCUAGCGCCCCUGGCUACCUGACCUCCCCAGAGCUGCACUCGGAGCUUGUAAGGCUCUUCAAUGUCUAUAUACUAUGGCUAGAAGAUGAGAAUUUUCAAAAAGGAGAUCCAUAUAUCCCUUCUCUACCAAAGCAUUAUGAUACUCACAGACUAGCGAGAGUGAUGCAGAACCAGCAGGAUCUGUGGGUAGAGUAUUUGAACAUGGAGCGCAUAUAUCAUGAGUUUCAGGAGACAGUUGGCCUGUGGACGCAGGCCACGCUCGAGUCGCAUUCCACGCCCUGCAGCGUGUCUGUGCAGCUGGACUUCACCGAUCCCCUGCUGGCGAAGGAGAGGGUUUUGAGUAACUUGCAGAAGCAUGAGCCUCCCCAGCCACCCCUAGCCCUGCACCCAGUGAGGCCUCCCGUGCCAGUGAUUGCCUCAGCCACUUUACUGAGUCAGAAGGAUGCCACCCAGCUGGUGUGCACAGAUCUGAAUCUGUUGCAACAACAGGCCAGAACUGCAGCCCUGCGGGAAUCCCAGCAGGUGGCCCUGGAUGGGGAGUUGUUGGACACGAUUCCCAAGCAGUAUGUGAAUCGGGAGGAACAGACCACACUGCACUUGGAGUGCAGAGGCAGUGGUGGUAAGAAGUGCCAAGGAGCUGCAGUUGUAAUGGUUCAGUUUGAAGGCAUGCACAAGAGUGAAGCAGUGAGCCAGCAGCUUCAUGUUCUUCGGAAGGAAGUGAAGCAGUUGCAGGUGGAAGCCACCAAGCCACCAUCACUUCAUGUUGUGGAAGCUGCUGUGCAUGCAGAAAACUUGAUUACGGCCUUAGUGAAUGCCUAUAAGUUGCAGCCUACACCUGGGAUUCAGAAGGUUGGCAUAAGCCUUUUCUUCACUGUUGUGGAUUAUGUCAGCGAUGAGACGCAGCGCCAUCCCCCCACAAGGCAGUUCUUUACUUCAUGCAUUGAGAUCUUGGGACAGGUGUUUAUCAGUGGCACUAAAUCAGAGUGCAAAAAAGUGCUUCAGACCAUUUUGAAGAACAGAAGGCUCUGCUCCCUCCUGUCUCCCUUCUUUACUCCUAAUGCUGCACCCACAGAGUUCAUACAGCUGUAUGAGAAGGUGGUGAAGUUUCUAUGUGAGGACAACAGUGACAUGAUUUUCAUGCUGCUGACCAAGUUCGAUCUUAAGCAAUGGUUAAACGCCACUAAACCUCCUCUGUCUGAUCGUACCAGGCUCCUGGAGUCCAUUCACUUGGCACUUACUGCCUGGGGCCUUGAACCAGAUGAGGAUAUUUUGAUGCCAUUUAAUCUUUUCUGUAAGCACUGGACUUACCUUCUUCUCUACCAGUUCCCUGACCAGUACAGUGACAUUCUCAGGCUACUGAUGCAGAGCUCCGCUGAGCAGCUGCUGAGCCCUGAGUGCUGGAAGGCCACUCUGAGAGCACUGGGCUGCUGUGCCUUGAGCUGCCAGCAGGGAGCAGCCUCUGCCGAGAGUGCCGUGCUCCAAGGCCCUUUGGAUGCGCUUCUGUCGGACAAGCAGGUGAUGGAAACUAUACAGUGGCUUUCAGACUUCUUUUAUAAGCUUCGAUUAUCCAAGUUGGAUUUCAGAAGCUUUGGUUUAUUCUCAAAAUGGAGUCCUUACAUGGUUGAUGUGAAGACGUUCUUGGGCUAUCUUGUGAGAAGGCUGAUUGACUCAGAAAUUACCUGCUUAGCCCAGGAUCCAUCUGCCAGCAGCAAAACAGUGCUGAGGACCCUUCAUUCAGUCAUUAUCCAGCUCUUUAAGCCAUGGAUACUGGCUUUGGAGGACCAUGAAAGCAGCCAACAACGACAUUACCCCUGGCUGGAGAGUGAUGCCGUGGUGGCCUCCAGCAUCGUGCAGUUAUUCACCGACUGUAUUGGCUUGUUGCAUGAGAGUUUUAAAGGUAAGCUGUCACCAGGUGAUGAAGGCGCUCUUUGGUUGCACCUGAUGCAUUACUGUGACACGUGCACAGCCCCCAGAAUGCCUGAGUUCAUCCUGUAUGCGUUUCAUAGCGCAUACCGGCAGCUCCAGUGGAAGGACCUGCAGCCAGACCAGCUGCUCAUGGAGGCCUUCUUUAAGGUGGAGCGAGGAAGCCCUAAGAGCUGCUUCUUAUUUUUGGGGUCUGUGCUAUGUGAAGUCAAUUGGGUUAGUGUGCUCUCCGAUGCCUGGAGUCCCAGUCCCCACCCAGAAACCCGCAGCAUGAUCGUCUGCCUUCUUUUCAUGAUGAUUUUAUUGGCAAAGGAAGUUCAACUAGUAGAUCAAGCAGAUUCACCUUUACUGAGUCUCCUUGGACAGAUGAGCUCACUCUCAUGGCAUCUUGUGGAUAUUGUGUCCUAUCAAAGUGUGCUGGGUUAUUUCAGCAGUCAUUAUCCGCCAUCCAUCAUCCUGACCAAGGAGUCUUCUGCUGAAUUAAUCGUGAAACUCCUCAAAGUAUCUGCAGGCCUUUCUGUUCCUACUGACGGCCAGAAGCAUCUGGAUGCCAUUCCAAAAAGCCGAGCUUUCACUCAUCAGAUGGUUCAGUUUCUCAGCACCCUGGAACAAAAUGGAAAAAUCACCUUAGCAGUCCUAGAACAGGAGAUGUCUAAGCUCUUGGAUGACAUCAUUGUUUUUAAUCCGCCGGACAUGGACAGCCAGGCCCGCCACAUGGCCCUCAGCAGCCUGUUCAUGGAGGUCCUCAUGAUGAUGAACACCGCGACCCUCCCGACGGCAGAGUUCCUCCGGGGCAGCGUCCGGGCCUGGAUUGGCCAGAACGUGCAUGGGCUGGCGGUUUUGCCGCUCCUGACCGCUGCCUGCCAGAGCCUGGCAUCCGUCCGUCACAUGGCUGAGACCACAGAAGCCUGCAUCGCCGCCUACUUCAGAGAAGGCUCCCUCAAUCAGAACCCUGGGUGGGGUCCCAUCCUGCUAUCCCUGCAGGUGCCCGAGCUCACUGUGGAGGAGUUCCUGCAGGAAUGCCUGGCCCUGGGCAGUUACCUGACCCUGUACGUGUACCUGCUGCAGCGCCUGAACAGUGAGCAGACUCUACGAAAUGAGAUGAGGAUGCUGCUGCUUCUGAGCCAGUGGCUGGAGCAGGUGUAUCCCAGCUCCACGGAGGAAGAGGCAAAGCUGUUUCUGUGGUGGCACCAAGUCCUGCGGCUGUCCCUGGUUCAGACAGAGCAGAAUGACUCGGUACUGACAGAGUCCAUCAUCCGAGUCCUGCUCAUGCUUCAGAGCAGGCAGAGCCUCCUGGCUGAGGAGAGGCUCAGCUCUGGGCUCCUGGGGGCAAUUGGGCUGGGCCGGAAGUCACCCUUGUCCAACAGGUUCCGAGUGGUUGCCCGAGGCAUGGCUGCCUUCCUUUCAGUUCAGGUGCCUGCUGAAGACCAGAUCCGGUUGAAGCCUGGUUCUGAAUUACAGCUAACCCCAAAAGCUCAGCAGGCCCUGACUGUCCUGGAGUCCAUGGCCUUGAGCAAGCAGUACAUGGAAUUCCAGGAGCAGUUGUCUCAGGCCUGCCAGUUUAUAAAGCACCCCGGCCAUUGCCUCCAAGAUGGGAAUAGCUUCCUGGCUCUGCUCGUCAACUGCCUCUACCCGGAAGUGCAUUAUCUGGACAACAUACGGUAG